CCACAAACUCGGCGGAGGAGCGAGAGGCGUCGUGGUUUCCUGCUUCAACAGUGCUUGGACGGAACCCGGCGCUCACUCCCGCUUUGCCCCCGGCCGAACCCCAUCAACUCGAACCCCAUCAACACCAACACCGCAGCAGCACCGGCUAGCCGCGCCUCCUCCUCUUCUCCAUCUCCUCCUCUUCCUUCUCAGCGCCUUCUCGCCGCCGCCAUGACGACCGCGUCCCCCUCGCAGGUGCGCCAGAACUACCACCAGGACUCGGAGGCCGCCAUCAACCGCCAGAUCAACCUGGAGCUCUACGCCUCCUACGUCUACCUGUCGAUGUCUUACUAUUUCGACCGCGACGAUGUCGCUCUGAAGAACUUUGCCAAAUAUUUUCUUCACCAAUCCCAUGAGGAGAGGGAACAUGCUGAGAAACUGAUGAAGCUGCAGAACCAGCGAGGUGGCCGGAUUUUCCUGCAAGAUAUCAAGAAACCAGACCGCGAUGACUGGGAGAACGGACUGAAUGCAAUGGAGUGCGCUUUGCACUUGGAGAAAAGCGUCAACCAGUCACUACUGGACCUCCACAAACUGGCCACGGACAAAAAUGACCCACACUUGUGUGAUUUCUUGGAGACUCACUACCUGGACGAGCAGGUGAAGUCCAUCAAAGAAUUGGGUGACCACGUGACCAACUUGCGCAAGAUGGGGGCCCCUGAGUCGGGCAUGGCAGAGUAUCUGUUUGACAAGCACACGCUGGGGCACAGCGAGAGCUAAGCCUUGCUCUGGCUUCCUGGAGCCACGAUGACCUGGUUCCCUGGGGCGCACUGCUUGCAUGUUGGGGUGACCUUGACCUUUUCUAGAAAAUCCAAAACAACUACUUCAGUCUUUGAUUUGUAUCAGACCUUCAAAUAAAGUAAUUUGGUACCCA
Suncus etruscus (white-toothed pygmy shrew) is the source of this 910-nucleotide messenger RNA. It is a transcript of the gene FTH1, whose product is annotated as ferritin heavy chain 1. NCBI's taxonomy places the organism in Eukaryota, Metazoa, Chordata, Mammalia, Eulipotyphla, Soricidae. The record is from RefSeq and is a predicted model, not a curated record. Gene Ontology annotation, molecular function: ferrous iron binding; ferric iron binding. The coding region runs from base 211 to 756 and encodes 181 amino acids. Gene Ontology annotation, cellular component: cytoplasm. Gene Ontology annotation, biological process: iron ion transport; intracellular iron ion homeostasis. The transcript has 4 exons.